AUGAUCUUUAGAAUAAAAAAUUUACAUAAUUUAAAAAUAUAUAAGUAUAAAACCAAAAAUUAUUAUCUGAAAAUUUUAAGUUUAAUUAUUUUCUUAGUUAUUGUAAAAAUCAAAAAAGAAAAGAAUAUCUUCAAAGUUAAUAUAUUCAGGAUAAAAAGAUGGAUUAAAUAAUUUUCCCUUUUGGAAUUGUAGUAAAGGAAAGGGUAAUUUACUUGUGAUAUUUAAAUCUUUAAGUGGAAAUAUUCUUGUUAGUUAUCGCCAUGUGUAUGGUAGCAUCAUCCUCGUAAUUAUGUUUAGGAUGAUUAAUUAUCAUCAUUUUUAUUCUCUUAAACACAUAAUUAAAUCUAUCCUUUGAAAAAAAUGAAAAUAAUAUGCAAUUCUGUGUAAUUCUAGUUUUGGAACUAAGUUUGGAUAAGCUCAUGA
Messenger RNA from Paramecium pentaurelia, 423 nucleotides. The record is from the annotation of a GenBank genome assembly. NCBI's taxonomy places the organism in Eukaryota, Ciliophora, Oligohymenophorea, Peniculida, Parameciidae.